This is a messenger RNA of Hyalella azteca, 735 nucleotides long. Its product is annotated as neuropeptide F receptor-like. Gene Ontology annotation, biological process: G protein-coupled receptor signaling pathway. The transcript has 2 exons. NCBI's taxonomy places the organism in Eukaryota, Metazoa, Arthropoda, Malacostraca, Amphipoda, Hyalellidae. Gene Ontology annotation, molecular function: G protein-coupled receptor activity. Gene Ontology annotation, cellular component: membrane. The record is from RefSeq and is a predicted model, not a curated record. The annotation marks the transcript as partial.
AUGCAUUCAGGCCGCUUCAGAGUUCAUGAAAGACGCGGGGGAAUUUCUCAGCACGCGGGGCGCCAGGCCGUAAAGUCAAGGAAUGAGACACUGACAUUCCUGCCCCCCGACGGCGAUGAAACUAUGGAGGAAACCAAACGAGAUGUUUCAGCCAAAAAUUUUACAGUGAUUCUUCACCCAACACGUCGCGCGCUGGGCACCUCGGGGGCGCUGCUCACCUUACCGGGCAUUUGGGCGUGCGCGCUGUUGCUGGCGAUGCCACAGUUCCUCUUCAGGACGCUGCAACACCACGACAUUGGCUUGCCAGGUCUCGACGCCGUCAACUUCUGCUUCGAAGAAUGGCCUGUAGACCACGGACGAGGAUACUACAGCGUCUUCGUGAUGCUCGUGCAGUUCUUCGUGCCUCUUCUCACUGUCACCAUCUCCUAUGCCAGGAUUGUUCAUAAACUUAAAUUCCGUAUGACCAAAACUGUUGUCCGAAACGGUAAUAAGACACGAAAAGACGAAACUCGUAACAGGAAAACCAAUAUUCUUCUUAUUUCAAUAGCGAUUAUCUUUUGCUUAUCGUGGUUACCUUUGAAUAUGUACAACAUAAUUGCUGAUUUCUCGAACCCAUUCGGCGAUGACACGGACGCCAUGUUGAUGGUGUACGCCAUUUGUCAUUUGUUAGGCAUGUCAUCUGCCUGCUCCAAUCCUGUGCUUUACGGAUGGCUCAACGACAACUUUAGGAAAGAA